Molecule: messenger RNA, 2850 nt
Organism: Perca fluviatilis (European perch)
Lineage: Eukaryota; Metazoa; Chordata; Actinopteri; Perciformes; Percidae
Product: SCL-interrupting locus protein homolog
Exons: 17
Coding region: 340-2850 (836 amino acids)
Biological process (GO): mitotic spindle organization; protein localization to centrosome; centrosome duplication
Cellular component (GO): centriole; centrosome
Source: RefSeq, a predicted model, not a curated record
UAUUGGCUGGUUGCUUCGCCCCGCCAGUUGGCUGUAGAAACAGCGCCAUUAUCAAAAGGCGUUCAUCUUGUUGUUCUUUUCGGGUUGUUUACGGACAAACUUUCAUAAAUAGAUUCAGAUAAACGGAGGUAAACUCAAAGUUUGUGACUUUAUUAGACGUUUAGUUAUCGUCCGGAUGACUCGAGCUUCGUCGUAUAUGAAGAAACGGAGGGAGCUAACGAAGCUAACGGAGGGAGCUAACGGGGCUAACUUGUAGCAGUUGUAAGUUUAACUCUCGAGCCGCGGUGUUUCCUGCGUCGAGUGUCCGUUGGUAGAGCCGUUCUGUCGGCCACAGCAGGGAUGAGUUGCCCGGUGAACCUCCAGGAUCUUCCGUCCGGAGUGUUUGAAACGGUUUUUACUCCAGAAAACGUGAGAGUAAGGACCAUGAACUCUCUGACUCCGCUCAGCUUCCCCAAAACCAGAUCAGCUCUGUGGGACGGCAGCCCUGCAGGAGACAAGCUCCGCCUCCAGCUCGGCACUCACAGGAAGCCUCGGCUGGUGCUGCUGGAGAAAGCUCUGCGUCUGGCUCAGCGUCCACACCCGUCAAAAGCAACACCCCCCGCGCUCCUGUGUUUCCUCCUGGGCUCGCUGUGUCAGCUGCAGAUGUUGGACGUUGAUGGCGAAUACGGCUUUGCUCCAAAGUAUGAGGAGGGGGUCACUGUGACUCUGGACCGGUUCGACCCGGGUCGGGACCAGCCCGGAGCCUCGGGCCGGGUCCCCACCGCGCUGCUGCCCGGAGACGUCCUGGUUCCCUGUCUGUUCUCCUCAGAGACUGUCCCCUCGUCUGACGCCGUCGUCCAAUCAGAGGCUGAGCUGCAUCACUGCUUCAAGGUGUUGCAGCAGUGCGUGAGCGGCAGACAGUCUCUGGACCUGUCUCAGCUGUUGAGGCGUGGAGGUCCAGCCGGUCCGAGCCGUCCCCGUCAUCCCCACGGCUCUGCUGAGGAGUGCGAAGGCGCCACCCGCCCGGCGCCCGCACGCCACCAACGGCAGAGAGGGUUUCUGACCAUGGAUCAGACCAGGAAGCUGCUGCUGCUGCUGGAGUCUGAUCCUAAAGCCUCCAACCUGCCGCUGGUCGGACUCUGGCUGAGUGGAGUCGUUCACGUCUCCAACCCUCAGGUGUGGGCCUGGUGUCUGAGGUUCCUGUGUAGCUCCGCCCUCCAGGACAGAGUUCUGUCUGAGAGCGGCUGUUUCCUCCUGGUCCUGUUCGGUUCGACCCACCGAGCUCCUCAGUUCUUCCAGUGUCGAGGAUCAGCAUCUGGACCACAGCUGGACUACCGCCUGCUGACCGCCUCCCAGUGCGUCACACUCUACCAGCAGGCGGUCUCGGUGGAGGGUCAGACUCUGCGCUGUGAGCUCGGCUCAGAGGAUCACAGCCGCCAGACGGAGGUCUUCAGAGAGGCUCAGACCUCCUUCAACAGAGCCGCCCCCUCGGCUGCCGGUCUCUCUGUCAGCGAUCAGGACUCGGGGGUCGAAGAUGAAGACUUGUCUCCCCGCCCGUCCCCGAGCCCCCACCUCCCCGCUCAGCAGGCUCGCAGAGUUCAGCCGUCUGUUCCUGAACUUUCUCUGCUGAUUGACAGCAGCUUCGUCUCCAAUCACAACAGCUGGCAGGAGGCAGGCUCCGCCCCCAGGCCUGCUGCUGCUGCUGACAGGAAGUCCGCCCCUCCAACAGUAAACAGACCUGCAGCCCCCCCUCACCUCCACAGCACGCCAUACUCCAACCUGCAGCCGCCCUGCAGCUGCUGCUCCGCCCAAACCUACGAGUGCACCUCCAUCUUCUCCUCGCCGGGACUCCGCCCCGCUCACCCCCACCCUCAUCACAACACUCAGAGCCUACACCCUGCUGCUGCUCCAUCCUCCCAUCCCCACACUCCUCCUCCUCCUCCCAUCAACCAUCCACCUGUUUCUGUUCCUCCACCCUCCAUCCAUCGCUCUGCCCCCCCUCCUCCCUGUCCCUGCAGCCACCCUCCCCCCCCCACGGUGUGGAGACUCCUCUCUUCCCUCCCCUCGGUGUGGAGACUCCUCCUCUUCCCUCCCCUCGGUGUGGAGACUCCUCCUCUCUUCCCUCUCCACGGUGUGGAGACUCCUCCUCACGGUGUGGAGACUCCUCUCUUCCCUCCCCUCGGUGUGGAGACUCCUCCUCUCUUCCCUCUCCACGGUGUGGAGACUCCUCCUCACGGUGUGGAGACUCCCCCUCUCUUCCCUCCCCUCGGUGUGGAGACUCCUCCUCUCUUCCCUCCCCUCGGUGUGGAGACUCCUCCUCUCCUCACCCGUCCCAUCCAGCAGCAGCAGCCUCUGUGUCUUCCUCCUGUGUGCAUCAUCAAGGGGGAGGAGUCAUCCCAUCUGACACCUACCAGCUGCUCCUCCAUCAGGACCGACAGCUCCGCCUCCUGCAGGAGCAGGUCCAGAUGUUGCUGGAGGCUCAGAGGAAACUUCAGUCGUCGUCCGGCCAGCAGGGGAGCCUCAGACACCCCAAAAGCACCGCCAGCAUCGCCUGGGAACAGGUGCCAGUUUGUUCUGGGGGUCUCCGUCCAGUUCCCUCCCACAUCAGGGAAGAACAGGCCCCUCGCCUUCCUCACAGGCUUCCACCUGUCCGCCAUUAACGGCCUGGGGCGACGAACAGUGACAUCACAGCUCAAGAGGCUGCCUGUUCCCCUGCUCAGCACAGUCCUACUGGUCCUACUAGUCCUACUGGUCCUACUGGGUCUACUGGUUCCUACUGGUCCUACUGGUUCCUACUGUUCCUACUGGUCCUACUGGUCCUACUGGUCUUACUGGUUCUUACAGGGUCAGUAUAUCAACACUUUCUACUGA